AGUAGCCUCACCUACCAUUACACACAACACAACCACAUCUCAUUUUUCUUUUCCUUUUUAGCUUCUCUUUCUCUUCCCCCUUCCUCUUCUCUUUUUUCUUUCAUCCAUACAUAAAAACUUUAAAACACAAAAAAGAAAAAACAAAAAACAAAAAACACCAUUCUUCUUCUCUCUGCAGCUCUCUAAUGGACUCCAUUUCUACCUGUUAGUUCAGUUUUCAGGUUCAAUUUUGCUUUACCAAAUUCAAACUCUCAAAUAUAAAGGUGAAAAGAAAGAAAUUUGACAGAAUGAUCGGAAAUAACUUCGUCGAUGAGAUAGAUUGCGGCAGUUUCUUCGACCAUAUCGACGACCUUCUCGAUUUUCCCGUGGAGGAUGUCGACGCCGGUUUACCUCCGGCAAAGGGCGGCGACUCAGCCAACUCAUUCCCAACCAUUUGGCCCACUCACUCCGAGUCACUACCCGGUUCCGACUCGGUAUUCUCCGCCAAUAGCAACUCCGAUUUGUCGGCAGAGCUCUCUGUUCCGUAUGAGGACAUUGUUCAAUUGGAUUGGCUUGCAAACUUUGUUGAGGAUUCAUUCUGUGGUGAAGGUCUUACAAUGAACAAAGAAGAGGUCAAGGAUUUGACACAUAAUAAUAACCAAUUCCAAACCUCUAGCCCAGUUUCUGUUCUUGAAAGCAGCAGCUCUUGCUCUAGUGACAAGACCCUGCAGCCGCGUAGUCCUGAACCAACCGUCGCCACUCCGGGUCAGCAGCGUGGCCGUGCACGCAGCAAACGCCCUCGUCCUGCAACCUUCAGUCCCCGGUCCCCAAUAAUUCAGCGUAUUUCCCCUGCUUCCUCUGUCACUGAAACAACCACCCCUGAUCAAGCAUUGCAGCUUGUUCCAAAGGCCGCAUCGGACACCGACAACUUCGCCGAGUCCCGGCCUUUGGUCAAAUUGCCAAAGCAUGGUGCUGGGUCGGGAACACAGAAGAUCAAGAACAAGAAAAUCAAGUUGUCUUUUUCGCUUGCACCCCCAUUAGAGGGAGGAGCCGGAAACCAAAACUUGCCGUCGUCGCAAUCGGUAAGGAAGUGUAUGCAUUGUGAGAUAACCAAAACUCCACAAUGGCGGGCAGGACCAAUGGGGCCAAAAACGCUUUGCAAUGCUUGUGGUGUUCGGUAUAAGUCUGGUAGACUCUUCCCUGAGUACCGACCAGCAGCGAGUCCAACGUUCAUCCCAUCGUUGCACUCGAAUUCCCACAAAAAGGUGUUGGAAAUGAGAAACAAGACCGACGAGAAUACAGCUGCAAUAACCAUAAGCGUGCAACCAGAGCUGAUUCCAAACCCAAACAGCGCAAUUUCAAUGGAUUACAUGUGAAGAAGAAGAAGAAGAAGAAAGAAGGGUGAUGUGUGUGUGGUUGGUUGGUUGGUUGGUUUGUGUUUAGUAUGAAAUAGUUUUUAGGUGGUUGUCUUUCUUGUACAGGGGAAGGUGGGGGCAACUUGGGAAAGGUUUUAGGUUUUUUUUUUUUAAAUUUUAUUUUUAAUUAGAUGAGAAAGUAGUUGAGAAAGAAGAGAAAACUGAUAUAAUGGACUUAGAGACAUCAAAACUUUUAAGCUUAGGUGAAGUUUUAGUGUUGUUUUAGGUGUUCAUCUGUCCGUCAUCGUAUGUUGCCUCUCUUCUUCUCUCUUUUGCAUUCUUUUUUCCUUUCUUGGUAAUUCUUUUUGCAGUUCAUUUGUAGUCAUCAUCAAAAUUCUGAGCUUUUAAGUAAUGAAAUUUCAGGUUAUUUUAC
Messenger RNA from Cucumis sativus (cucumber), 1767 nucleotides. Its product is annotated as GATA transcription factor 8. Gene Ontology annotation, cellular component: nucleus. The record is from RefSeq and is a predicted model, not a curated record. Gene Ontology annotation, molecular function: sequence-specific DNA binding; zinc ion binding. Gene Ontology annotation, biological process: positive regulation of DNA-templated transcription. Bases 288 to 1355 code for a protein of 355 amino acids. The transcript is spliced from 4 exons. NCBI's taxonomy places the organism in Eukaryota, Viridiplantae, Streptophyta, Magnoliopsida, Cucurbitales, Cucurbitaceae.